Cladocopium goreaui is the source of this 798-nucleotide messenger RNA. The record is from the annotation of a GenBank genome assembly. Lineage: Eukaryota; Dinophyceae; Suessiales; Symbiodiniaceae.
AUGGAAUACGAAUUGGCGCGCGGCCCAUUCGAGUACGGGGGCACGGUGACGGUCAGUGUGAAAUUGCCCCCUCCAGAGGUUGAAGCUCACGAAGCUCAUCCGCUGCCGGAUUUGCGCACGUUUCCGAAGCCGGUGUCUCCACGCCAACAUCUCAAAUCCAAAGCGAAAGUGGACGGUGGGAUCGACAUGAGCCCUUUCGACAUACCGAGAGAAGGGGCAGGCUCAACCAGCAAAGGUGGCAGCGAUACGACCCAGCCUCGCACAAGGUCAGGGUCGUCAUUUGAAGGAAAAAAUGGAAAAACGCCUCCGAAGCCCAUCUGGAUGCCUGUCAUCAAUGGUCCCGGGGGCUCUGGCUUUGGUUUGACGAACGAGAUUGAGAAGAUGGUGACCUUCCAACCAAAAGGGGUGCAAGACGUCAAAGUUGGGUCAAUGAGCCCACUGCCGAGCUUCGGCCCCGACUGGUUCACUUCGAAGCUGCCCGGAACCCUCCCACCGCGUCCCUUGCCCGCCUGCGCAUUUGGCCUCCCCCCCGCCCCCCCAGGGCUGAUAGCCCAGAUGCCCGAGCUGGCCACGGUGUCCCCCGGCGUGGCAGCCAUGGUGGCAGAGGCCCUCCGGGCUCCACCCCUCACGACCCCAGGGAUGCCGCCACCACCCCAGUCCGUGCUAGCGAUGCCCGUGCGAUGCGGCAGAACGUCGAUGGUUCCUCGCUGUGGAGGCCCUUGGAUUUCGCGAGCGGCUCCAGCAGUGAACGCUGCCCCUGCAGUCUACGGCGGAAACCUUUGCCGCGUGGCCUGCUAA